This is a messenger RNA of Coccomyxa subellipsoidea C-169, 3441 nucleotides long. RefSeq lists its product as hypothetical. NCBI's taxonomy places the organism in Eukaryota, Viridiplantae, Chlorophyta, Trebouxiophyceae, Coccomyxaceae. Gene Ontology annotation, cellular component: nucleus-vacuole junction; phosphatidylinositol 3-kinase complex, class III, type II; late endosome. The transcript has 24 exons. The annotation marks the transcript as partial. Gene Ontology annotation, molecular function: ATP binding; protein serine/threonine kinase activity; protein binding. Gene Ontology annotation, biological process: macroautophagy; late endosome to vacuole transport; protein phosphorylation. The record is from RefSeq and is a predicted model, not a curated record.
GAUGCUGCAGGUGGUGGUCGCUUUCUGAAGACUCUGCUGUGCUUGCACGACGAUGGAGGCUUGGUAGUUGUGAAGGUCUACUACAAGCGAGACGAUGUCCCUGACCUGCGAGGAUAUGAAUCCAGGCUCCUGGAGAUCAGGGAACGUCUGUCAGGGCCUGCAUGCGUGCAUGUGCUGCCUUUCCAGGCAUUCCUGGAGUCUGACAGGGCAGCCUACCUGAUCCGACCAUACAUCUUUGCAGACCUGUACCAUCGACUCAGCACCAGGCCGUUCCUGAGCAGCAUUGAAAAGAGAUGGAUAGCCUUCCAGCUGCUGCAUGCGCUGGCGCAAGUGCACGAGAGAGGGGUCUGCCAUGGGGACAUCAAGUGCGAGAACGCUCUGGUCACAUCGUGGAACUGGGUGUACCUGGCAGACUUUGCCUCCUACAAACCCACAUACCUACCAGUCGAUAACCCGGCUGAUUUCUCUUUCUAUUUUGACACGGGUGGCCGGAGGCGCUGCUACAUUGCUCCAGAGCGCUUCUAUGAGUCCGGCACGUCAGAUGUUGGGCAGCUGGCUGUGCAGAGAUUGAUGCCAGAAAUGGACAUCUUCUCGAUGGGUUGUGUUAUUGCUGAGUUGUUCAUGGAGGGCAAGGCGCUGUUCGACUUGUCAAAGCUGCUGUCCUACAGGAGAGGAGAAUAUGAUCCGUCCAACGAUCUUGCUCAGGUGGAGGCCCCCAUGCAGCAGCUUGUAAUGCACAUGAUCCAGCUAGAGCCAGGCAAGAGGCUGUCGGCGGCAGCUUAUCUGGAGCAGUGGGGUCCCCGCCUGUUCCCAGCCUAUUUUGAGGCUGUGCUGCACCCGUUCUUUACAGCGCUGCUGCCCAUGGACGCCGACGAGCGCGUGGCAGCCAUGCUCAUCGUGGCGGCAGGGUAUCAGGGCAGGGAGUCGACGGCCAACGGCAUGGUGCUCAUCACGGUUCUCCUGUGCACCCUCGUCAGAGGAGCCAAGCUUCAGGAGGCCAAGACUCGGGCGGUGGCGCUGCUGAGCAAGGCUGCAGCGCUGUGCGAUGAUGACACGCGGCUGCAGCGGGUGGUGCCCUACCUGCUGUCAAUGAUGCUGAAGGGGGAGGCGCCUGCCAGCGUGCAGUGCGCGGCGCUGCGAAGCCUGAGCCACGUGCUGAGCACCAUCGACACCGUGCCCACCAGUGACGCCAAGAUCUUCAACGAAUACAUACUUCCGGCGCUGUCGCUGAUACCGGCGGAGGCAGAGGAGUCGGUGCGAGUGGAGUAUGCUGGUAUACUGGCGCAGCUGGCUGCCACCGCCCACCGCUUCCUCAUGCGCCUGCAGAUGCCCGCCACGUCCACCCAGCAGCAGGAGCAGAUGGGGGCGCUGAGGAGCGCGUUCACGGGGGUGUUCCAGGACCUGGUGGUGUCCCCGCGAUCCACCCCCUUCACGCGCCGCGCCAUCCUCCCCCACCUUCCCCACCUCGCCACCGUCCUCGGCCGCAAGCUGAGCAAUGAUUUCCUGCUGCCCACGAUGAUCACAUUCCUGAACGACCGCGACUGGCAGACGCGCGCGGCCUUCUUCCGGGACGUCUCCUGCAUCGCAUCCCAGGCCGGCUUCUCCGGCAUGGAAGCCUUCCUGCUGCCCUGCGUUGAGCAGGCGCGCCCCUCUGACUCCUCCCUCUCCCUUCUUGCGCUUGCGGAUGAGUCAGAGGCGGUGAUAGCGGAGGCGAUCGGGUUCCUGACGCGCGUGGUGGAGGGCCGCCACAUGCGCAAGCGUUCCCUGCUGGCCGCCACCGCGCGCGUGGCCGCCAAGCUGCAGCACACCGCCUCCACAGCCAUGCGCGCGGCCGCCUCCGACUUCAUCGCGGCUGCCGCGCGCUCGCUGUCCCCGGCCGAGACCUACGCGCUGCUCACGCCGCUGGUCAUGCCGGCUAUGGCCACCGAGCCCGUCAUCAUGACCGAUCCCCGCUCUGUCGCUGCCUGCUUCCGCCCAGGUGACUCCUCUCAAACCACGCUUGAUGGUAUUGGAAACGCAUGUCUAUUCACUCUGCUCAACCGCACGCCGCGGGGCCGGCUCGGCCGACGGCGCCCCUCCCCCACAACAUGCAGCCGACGUCGCGCGGCUGGUCGCUCAUGCCAAGCGCCUCAACAAGCCCACCGCGGAAAUGGUGCGCUUACCACCUUUACUUUGUUAGACCAAUUGCCCUCUUGCUGUUACAAUGCCACGUUCAGCAGCUGUAGCAGGAGAAAGUGGUGCGAGCGUGGGCUGAGGGGGAGAAGCACGGUGCAGGCGAGUGUGUCGGGGCGGCUAGCGGCGGGCGUGCGCAGCAUCCACCUCAGCAGUGAGGGCCCGCUCAGCUUCCAGCCGGGCGGCGCCUCGCGCGGCAUCAGCGAUGCAAUUGAUGCCGCCAUCCACACCGACCUGCCCGCACACCCCUACGCAGGCACCACGCCGUGGCAGCCGCGUGGCGUGCUGGUGGCGCACCUGGCGGAGCACAAGAGGGCGGUGAACCGGAUCGCGGUCGCGCCCAACGGCGCCUUCUUCGUGACGGCCUCCAACGACGAGACGUGCAAGAUCUGGGACUCGCGCCGCCUCGAGAAGGACAUCUCCUUCCGCUCCAAGCUCACCUACGCAUCUCAGGCAUGCUCCCAGCAGGCAUUUGAGUCUAAAAAUGAUGUGGCGUCGGCGUCCAGCAACGGCAGCGUGCACGUGUGGCGCGUGGAGUACACCAGCCGCUCCGGGGGCGCCCCCGACCGCUACAACGGCAUCAUAGGCACGCCAGCCCCUCUGUCUCAUCUGCAGCAUUCCCCUACAUCCACACACUUCCAGAACUGCAGCGGCAUACACGCCUGGGACCUGCGCGCCGACACCCUCGCCUGGACGCUGCCCUGCACCUCCAAUCAGGCGCGGCCCCGCCUCAUUCCCCUGCGCGGCUGCGCAUGGCUGCUCACCGGCAGCAGCCGCGGCUAUCUGACACUGUGGGACAUGCGCUUCCAGCUCGCCGUCAACUCCAUCCAGCAGCCCCAGGGGUUCCCUAUCGAUGCACUGGCGCCGGCCCUGGCGCCGCCGACAAAGCUGGGCCUGCAGGAGUCCUCGCUGGCCACGCCCCUCGUGUACGUGGCUGCAGGGCCCCAGGAGAUUGGCCUCUACGAUGUGGAGCAGGGCAAGUGCCACCAGGUGCUGCGAGUGAUUGGGAAGGACGAGCCGGACUCGGUACGCAGCGAGCUCCCCUACGCGAUCAGGCGCGCGCAGAAGCCGCUGCCGCCCGCCAUGGACGCCGCCGGCCUCGCCAGGCACCUUUCCGUUGCAGAGCUGCAGGCGCCGCCGCAACGGCCGGCGGGCUGCCGGGCGCUGCUGCCGACGGGGGCCGGCCCGCUGCUGAGCGGCGGCAGCGACGGCUGCGUGCGGUUCUGGGACGCGGCGCGCCCCGACGCCAGCUUCAUGGUGUCCGGGCCG